CGCAGCGCCAGAUGCGUCACGUGACACGGCGGAACACUUCCGGUAUCCGAUUCUCGCGAGAAGUGGAGCGAAGGGACUGUUGGUCUGGGACUAGCGAACCUCACGAUGUGGACCGCCGUGAAGGUCCUCCGGGGGCUCCUCUCUGCAGCUCAGUCUGCCCACGCGCUCAAGUCCAGACCACUUGGGUCCUGUACCAAGUCCAGACCACUUGGGUCCUGUACCAAGUCCAGACCACUUGGGUCCUGUACCAAGUCCAGACCACUUGGGUCCUGUACCAAGUCCAGACCACUUGGGUCCGGGAAGACGUGGGUGAGACCCAGCGGGUUUGAUACGGGUCUAAAGACGUUCAACAGCCUGACCAAACAGAAGGAGCCUCUCAUCGUGGCACGGGAAGGGGUCGCGACCUGGUACAGCUGUGGACCCACCGUCUACGACCAUGCCCACCUGGGCCAUGCCUGCUCCUACGUCCGGUUUGACAUCCUGCAGAGGAUCCUGUCCCGGCUGUUCGGGACCACUGUGAUCCACGCCAUGGUCAUCACCGACAUCGACGACAAGAUCAUCCAAAGGGGGUGGGAGGACAAUGUUUCUCCAGCCAUGGUCGCCUCGGUGUACGAGGACGCGUUCAAGAGGGACAUGCUGUCAUUAAAGGUGAUUCCUCCCGCAGUGUAUUUAAGAGUCACCGACAAUGUGCAUCACAUCGUCGCCUUCAUCGAGAGGAUCGUCGAAAACGGACACGCCUACGCCACAAAAGAAGGUGAUGUGUAUUUUGACAUCCGCUCCAUUGGUCAUCGUUAUGGCAAGUUUGUGGCAGCUGUCGAUUCUCACGUGGAACCUGGCGACUCAGAUAAACGAGACUGGAGGGACUUUGCCCUCUGGAAGCGGUCCAAACCUCGGGAGCCGUACUGGGAGUCUCCGUGGGGCAGAGGAAGACCGGGCUGGCAUAUUGAAUGCUCCGCCAUCGCUAGCUCCGUGUUUGGGAGCCAGCUAGAUAUCCACUCUGGAGGCAUUGACCUGGCCUUCCCUCACCAUGAGAAUGAGGUUGCUCAGAGUGAAGCCUAUCACCAGUGUGGGCAAUGGGCAAAUUACUUCCUCCACUCAGGCCACUUACACCUGAAAGGUAGUGCAGAGAAGAUGUCUAAAUCAUUAAAGAACUUCGUCACCAUCAAGGAUUUCCUGCAGUCUUACUCUGCCAAUGAGUUCCGGAUGUUUUGUCUUCUGACCAAAUACAGAUCAGCUGUAGACUACAGUGACGGCAGCAUGCUGGAGGCUCGGACCUCUCUGAGAACCAUCUCCACCUUCACCCAUGAAGCCACGGCCUACAUGAAGGGUCAGCUGCAGUGUUCCCCAGUACAGGAAGCCUUUCUCUGGGAGAGGUUGGCUGAGAGUAAAUCCAACGUGGUGAAAGCACUGGCAGAUGACUUCGAUACCCCGAGAGCCGUCAGUGCUGUGAUGAAUCUGGUUUAUCACGGAAACUGCCAACUCCAGCCGGUUUCCAAGGUUGAGGGAGGGACUCGGAGCCCUGCGGUGUUUGGAGCCAUAGUCAGCUACGUCAGAGACGUCUUGGAUGUGUUUGGGAUCGAUCUGCACUGUCAGGAGGCUGGCCUGGUGGGCACCUGUGGAGGUCUGGAGGCCGUUGUGGAGCAGCUGACUCAGUUCAGAAGUGAAGUUCGAGCAUUCGCUCUCGCUCAUCAGGACGACCCGACCCCCGGGACCCCCAACAGACCUGGACUGCACCCAGAGAGAAGGCCUCUCCUCAGAGCCUGUGACGAGUUCAGGAAGGACCUGGCACCCUUGGGUGUGCUGAUCAAGGUAUGCUGCUGGUAUUCCCCUCAGUUUGAGAUCCCUUCAACAGAGAAUAGAUAUGUAGUUCUUGUUUUUCAGGAUAGAGGAGCGACCUCGACAUGGCAGCUAACGCAGAGCAAACCGGGUCCCAGAGUCCAGGAUGAAGACCAGGAGACCUCCAGCUGAAGACACUUUAUUUCACGCUUGAGGACUCAAACAUCCUGAUUCCAGAACCACAGACACUAACUCGAGGUGCCUGAAGUGCUCAUUAGCAUCUCACGCUUCAGACGGUGGACAGUAGAUAUAAUACAUUGGUUUAAUGGUGCAGAUUAUGGGAUGUACGGUGAAAGUUGAGUGGAACACAGAAGGCUCUGAGGACUGGCUGACCCACUUCCUUCAGGUCCUGGACUACAGGACUAAUGCCCUCACAUGUUUUAAAGUGUCCAAUUGAAUGAAUAUUAAAAUAACAGUUCUGGCA
Molecule: messenger RNA, 2260 nt
Organism: Cyclopterus lumpus (lumpfish)
Lineage: Eukaryota; Metazoa; Chordata; Actinopteri; Perciformes; Cyclopteridae
Gene: cars2
Product: cysteinyl-tRNA synthetase 2, mitochondrial
Exons: 14
Coding region: 106-1968 (620 amino acids)
Biological process (GO): cysteinyl-tRNA aminoacylation
Cellular component (GO): cytoplasm
Molecular function (GO): cysteine-tRNA ligase activity; ATP binding
Source: RefSeq, a predicted model, not a curated record